CCAGCGCCCACCACGCUCACUUGCUCAUGCGUCUCUCUCGGUCGUCUUGCAACACGCUGGUGUAGUUGUUGCAAGCGUGCCGAUGCUGUGUGCACCUGAAUAUAUUUUGUCUCGGGAGAAAAUAAGUGACCUAGAAUUACUUGGAAAUAUAUAACGAAUUGAAAUCUCAAUGAAAGGGACUGACUUUAUAGCUAACGUUUCAUUGGAUAUUUACUGGAAUUGCGAGUGUGAAAUGUGUAGAAAAAAUAAACGUAUGCAUAUGACAUAAUACGAUAGCUCUGAAAAAAUGCAACAAAGAACUUGGUGAUCUCGAGUCAACUGUAAAGAAAGAAAGAACGAAAGAAAAAGAAAUAAACAGAAACCUAGUUAUGGUAAUGAACUAGCCGUUUUUUGUUUUGUUUUUUGAAGGUUACAUGAAAAUCUUAGAUAUGAUAUAUAAAAAGAUGGGUGUGUUGAUGUAAUGAAAAAAUAUGUGAAGGAUUUUACGCCUCGCCCACCGCGGGUCACCAGAGGCGUGGCAGGCAGACUGGACGAGUUGGAUUAUGCGUCUCAGAGUGAUGUCGCUGCGGCUCCAAGGGAUGCUGUGGAGUAAGACAUUAAAAGACAGAUGAACUUCCGGGAGUCUGUGGUUUUAAAUGGGAUAACCAUUGAACAUAAUCCAUCGGAAAGCCUUCUUGAGCCGCGUCAGUAAGAAAUACGUUCAGUAUGCCUCACAGCCCCAUAUCGAGGACGGACUCGGGGUCCGUGUCCGCCAUCAAGAACUUCAUCUUCGGCGGCAUGCUGGACACGGCCCGCUACCACCCCGACGAGCACGGAGGCGACUGCAAACGGAGCUUGAAAUCGCAAGUGUUCAAGAGUCAGAUUCUCAGAUCGCAGGUCCUCAGACCACAGGUUCUCAGAUCUCACAUCAUCAAGACGAGAAUCACGAAAGCUUCGAAGGUCAACCCCGGGCUGCCUGAGGACGACGUCAACUUCCCGAAUAAUCUAAGGUCUCCCUACCCCGAUGCUAGUCAAGCUCAAAGCGCCGCCAAUUUCCCACUCACUAAAAUUAAUAACGUAAGAUUCCCAAGCUUCCGGUGCAAAGAGAACAAAUUGUUCAGCGAGGAGAAGGCGUCGCCGCAGUAUGCAUCGACGCCGAACUUGACGUCAGUGUCCCCCGAAAGCGACACCUCAAGGGAGGAGGUCACGGCGGGUGUGACAGGGACUCUUCCGCGCAACUUCAAGAGGAAUAGCGGACGGCAGCUUCCGAACUCCGCUCCGGGAGCCGCGGCGACGGCCACUCUACCAUCGUGUCCGCCGUCGGUGUGUUCCUCGUAUAUGUACGUGAACAGCGGCGCGCCCUCGUCUGACUCAGGAUUCCUUUCGGACGCCACGUGCCCUGACUUCGAGGCAAGUGAGCCGCUAGUUGAAGCAGUCAGCACUCAGCACCAACCGAAGGAUCUUAGCUGCCGUGAACGAGGCAGGAAGGCCAGCGACCCCUCUCUGCCCCCCGGGAGAGCGGCGCUGCACCAAGAUAACCCUACCUACGGCUGUGUCCCGUCCAAGGCUCCCUCUGCCCCGUCCAGGUCCGCUGGCAGGGAAGGGGGGUCGACGCGCAAGGUGAGCAGCGUGACCCUCAAGAUCGAGAACGGCCUCUUCGCCACCGUCGGCAAGGAGAGCAAGGGGCGCGCCAGGGACCGCCGGCCCCUGGACCCGGCUUUCCCCGACGUCGUGCCGCCGCCUCCUCCAGCCGUCGUCAUUGUCCAGAAGCAAAGCCCCGAGGAUCCCAAAGUGGACGAGGAGGCCGCGGCGGGCUGGAAGAGAGCCACCGUGACCAUGAGUGGGACCUUCCUAGCGCGCUGCGUGAAGAUCGAGGACCUGAGCAGCCGGGACACCGGGGACGACAGCCGGGAGGUGGGCCGCCAUCCGCCCGAGCGGCGUGAGAGCGGCCGGUUCCCUUCGGCGGCGCGACUCCUUCGGUCUCUCGGGCGGAACAGAGACGACGAUGGCGGCGGGGCGCGCGCCAGGGACACGUCGGAGCCUCGCCUCUCCCGCUCCAACCCGCACUACCACUCCGAGGGCAAGGGCCUCAAGAAGAAGAACAACUGGGCGUCGGAGCGCGAGCUCAGCAACUCGCUGAGCCCCGCGCAGAAGGAGCGCAGCCACAGCUUCUGCGAGAAGGCCGACGCCAAGCGGCGCUACUCCUACCACGAGAACAAGGUGCUGCGCGACGAGGCUCGGGCGCGCCUCGACCGCCAUGAGGAGGCCGCCUCCGCGGGCGUCAACGCCUCGCCCAAGAGCCAGCUGGACGCCCUGGGCCCGGACCUCGCGAAAGAUGCCCGUCCAGCCACGCCGCCCACACCCACGCCCACCUCCGUGCAGUCCUCGACCCCUGAUGACACCUCGCACGAGAACAUUUAUGAGAACCUGCCCGCCCACACCAUGAAGGAGGGCGACUUGAAGGGGAGUCAGGAGGCCUCGGAGAGCGGAGCGACGGAGGCGCAGACGAGGCCCAUCGAGAGAGCGGAGAGGGAGCGGCGGUCCGUCAGGAAGCUAACAAAGGACUCCGGCUACGAGACGUCUCCGUACAGCGAAACCGACUACGCGAACAUAGAUCUCUACUCUGACGCCGACGCCACAGCGGAUGGCGACGGCGAUGAUAUUACCCUGGCGCCAGAAUCUGAGCUGGCGCCGCCCUCACCCGCGCCCGACGCCCAGGCACCCGAUCGCCAGCCCGACCACGCCCAUCUGCACACAUCCAGUCAAAUAAGUGGCGGCGGCACCCUUGAUCGCCGAGCCUCGUGGCAGCCUCAGGGGAGCACUUGCGGCGCAGAAGCCUCCCAGGACUCUUCCUCUGGCGAGGCCACUGUCACCGAAGCCAGCAGGGGCGCCUCCCCAUCCUCCUUCAGUUCCUCCUCGCGGGGCGCGUCUUCCGAGUCCACCACCCUCACCAGGUCCUCGGCGGGACGGGCCUCCUCCAGACGGUCUCCGCUGCCGCGAUACCCGUCGGCAGAGAGCCUCACCUCCUUCGCUGAGUCGCUAGUCAAUCCAGGUGGUGCCAGUUCGUCCUCGUCCUCUCUGGUGCCAGCCAAGAGCACGCCCUCGCUGCACCAGAAUGCCGCCCACGCUCACGCCUUCGCUAGCAGGAACUCAAGUGUGAACGCUGCACUGCACGCCUCCAGGUCAACGCCGAACCUUGACGAUGCCGAGGAUGGCAGCAGUAUGGUGACCAAGAAGUCCUCCAUGUACUCGUACCUUCACGGCACAUCCUCAUCCUCCAGUAAGGGCGGCAUGGGCGGCUCUGGAGUCGUGGGCGGCCGAUAUUGGGACGUGACAAUGGGCGCCGAUGACACUCCAGACCGUGAAGACUACGCUCACCACCUUCGGUCUUCCUCUUACCAGCUCCUGCACUCUCGCCAGCUGUCCGCCCUCAGCUCGGGCUCGGCGGGCUCCUACCACAGUCGGCAGCACUCCAACACAUCCAACUACAGCGAGUCCGAUGACCUGAGUCCUCGCGCUGACGUGGGUCCCGGACACACCCACCAUGCCCACCACCAUGGCAUGGACCGGGCCAGGUUCUUCUCCUACGAUAACCUGGGCCCGGAGUCUGCGUCCCACAAGUACCACGGGUCAUGGAACAUGUCAGAGCCCGACCUGACCCUCGCCCCUCCACCUUACUCCCCGCCCGGGCCGGGCUUUCAGCACUCGUCACCCAUUUCACCCAUUCCGCCCACAUCCGCGCCGCCGCCGCCGCAGACGUCGGUGCGGCAUUCCCCCACUUCAAGCGCCCCUUUGUCCACAGGGCGGCACCCCUCGUCACCUCCGCCGCCUCCGGUGCGCGAUGCCUCUAGUCUCAAGUACAUCAAGUACGGCCCCGGCCACGAGAAGUACCCGUCCUGGCCCGUGCCCGCCGCCGCUGCCAACCAAGUCAUGCCGCCGGGGCCCCCUGCGCAUGACGCCAAUGUGUCUGGCCUGCCCGAGUCGUCCCUCUCCCCGGCGCCGCAGGGCUCCCAUCGCUCCAAGUCAUGGACGGAGCAGUCGGAAUACCCGAAGGAGAAGUCAGGGGGCUACGCCCGCCCGUAUAACAAGAAGCCCUUCAAUCCGUCCUUCCAGAGGCAGCUCAAAACUGUGAUGGAACGAACGGAGAAGCUGCCCAAGGAGGCGCUGCAUAACAACCUCCGGGAAGACAUGUUUUCCAGCUCAAAUUAUUCCUUCAUGGAUUCCUAUUAUAAGCCUUCCAGUGCCUACUACCCGCUGUACGACCGUGACGGCCGGCCCUUAGAUGACAAGGAUUACAGCAUCCCGUCGCCCCCGGAGCGAGACCUCGGCCCCAUGGGCGAGGCCACGCUGGGCCAAGUCACAGCAGCGCAGUUCGAAGAGUACGCUCGCCGUUACGAAUUCGGCUACGCCGACUUGAUAGUCAAGACGCCGCUGUUGGACCAACUCCGCCAGGAGUCGGUGACAUGGGACGGCAGCUCUGAGCGGGACUCCGGUCGUGGAGAGAGCGAGAGUGUGGCAGACAGUGCCCGUUACAGUAAUGGCCGAGAAAGUGUCACCACAGUCGUUACGAACUCUUCGUCGGCGUCAUCGUCAGAAACACUCAAAUGGCAUGGCUCCCUCUCUGAUAUUUCCAUCAUGUCGGGUCACUCCCGAGACCCUCGCGGCGAUCACAACAUCGUUCAUAGCUCGCGAGUCCAAGCUCCACAAAGGCAUAACAGCGAGUCGGUCCUGUACUACGGCGUCGACGGGAGGGGAAAGCCGCCUCACGGGAGACUCGGCCAUGAGUCCCGAGACCAUCGCGAUCUCCGAAGGUCCAUCAGAGACACAGAAUCCGGCUAUCCUCGGCCCUCGCGCGAAGGGAAGUGGAGUCGAGAAGUAGAGAGAAACAAUGAGAUGAACAACCUGAAGAAAUUCCCAUCCUACUCGUACACACAGCCUUUGUCGCAGAUCACAGAGGCCCCCACGGCAGAGAUGCGGGAAACGCCCCGCUCGCCCACUCGCUCACCUCAGAGCCCCACCAUAGACAUUAGUAAACCGCCGUCCGUGGCUGAGCGCAUUCACGAGUUGGAGCGCCAGUCAAGAAGUACUGCCCCGGAGGGGACGUCGUCACGCUGGCCCCGGGACCAGAGUGGCUCCAGGGAGAGAGGGGAGUCCAGAGAUCUCCGCGAGACCAAGAGGCCACGCGAGGAUUCCACAUCACAGGACACACGGGAAAGUUGUGAUGCGGUGGAACCUCGACCUUCGAAAGAGCCGAGAGAUCCCAGGGAACAUCGGGAUAACAGGGACCUUAGCAGAGAACACAGGGAGCCCAGCGAGACGAGGGGCCACCAGCGACGUGGCUCUCGGGACUCGCAGCGAGGAGACAUGCGGCUUGAAUUCUCACGAACAGAGCAGAAAUGUGAAAAUGGUGACACCCUUCGUUCUCCCUCUACCCUGGGACCCUCGGCUUCACGGUCACCUACGCAGAAGGACGCCGACGGAAGACCCUUUGGCCAUGAAAACUUCCAGAAUCUCCUCAAUACCUUCACAGAGGUUGAUCGCAGUGACCGAGUAGAUCGCGUAUUAGAACGGCCUGAGAGAACGAGCAGCAACGUUUCGUACUCGUAUCUGGACCCAGAGAAGAAGCUCAAGGUAUCGGACGCCACACUCAAGAGCAUACAGAAACAGGCGGUCAUGUCGUUCUAUGAGAGACACGCUGGGAAAAGCUCAGGCGGUGCGUCUCUCAGUGAUCUCAGUUCUGCGAGCAGUCAGUCAAGCCUAGUGUCCUCCCCGACGGCGUCCGAAGGAUCACAGGGCAAGUGGAGUGGCGCUUCACACGCUUCAAUGAUCCAAGCCGUGAGGACAGACCGGUCUGGGCGCGCUGGCAAGGGACUGGCUCGCUUAGGUCGGGUUCCGGAGGGCGAGAGUGAUGAGCACUCGCUAAAACCACCUCGACGGCGGUCCAUGAGUGGCCGCGACUCCGGGAGCGAAGGUGCUGACGACCUCUCCAAGGCUGGCUCCUCUCAGAGGUCAUCCCUGGCGUCUGAAACCGCGUCAUCCUCUCGGAGCGAGCAACCUCCAGCGCUUCCACAGAAGCAGUCCCAACAAGUUCAUCAGGAGACUGUAACUCGGACUUCAGUGACGUCAUCACAAUCGUCCAUCUGCGCCAAUGAGGACGCCAGACAUUCAGAGGAGGCGGAGCCUACUAAAGAUGACGACAGCUCGAGCCGUGCUCCGCCCAGCAGGGGUCUCCUCGAGGGGAUCCUCCCCGCGUCAGACCUUGCCCCCUUCCCGCCCCUCCAGAGCGAGCCGCCCAAGCCGCCCUCCCUGCCCCCUCCCGCCCACGACGAGCCGCCCCCGCGCCCGCCCGAGCGCCCUCCCAAGAAACCUACGCUGCGCUCGCUGUUCCACGGGCCCAACGCCGACUCCGCCCACGCACACAAUGGCCCGUCGGCCGCCCACAGCAGUGCGGCGCCCUCCGCCCACCCCAACGCCCAUGCAGAAAAAAGCAGCAAUGACUCGGAGAUGCGGCGGAUAGAAGAGUCGGCCAAUGAGCUGCGGAAUCUCUCGCCCGCACGCCCAUACUACUACCGCAAGCCCCCGGCUCCUGACCCGCCGAAAUCUCCGGAAGCAACGGCCGCGGCCCCAGCGGCGCCAGCCUCGGCAGCGCCGGCGGCGGCGCCUACACCCAGCUCCCCGCGGCCGCCGCGGUCCCCCCGCACAGCACGCCUCCACACCUCGCCCGCUCACGCCGCCCACUUGGUGGCGCCCACGAGCCCGACGUCCCGCUCCUCCACGCCCGACCUUCCGCCGCCCCCGCCGCCGCCGGUCACAGACGGCGAGGUAGUGCUCAACGAUGACCCCCUUCCGCCCCCGCCCACGCCCUCGGAGGUGGCGUCUCCGCCCACUGAGGCGCCGCCCGUGCCUCCUGAUUCACCCCCGCGAGAACGCCUCACUGGCACGCCCCCUCCCGUGCCCCGGGAUGCCUCCAAGAACAUCAUCACGCCGCAGACCUACCACAAGGACUCGUACAUGGCCCACCGGCGGGACUGGAAGACCGGCUUCGAGGGGCGCUACAGGAGGACCAUCUCCCCCUCCGCCGCCAACCGCAAUCUUCUCUACUCCCGCGAUGACAACACCAACAACAACCACAACAACAACAAAAACAACAACGACAAUACCAACAACAAUAUCAACUCGCCUCCGUCUUCCACCUCGGCGACGUCCGGCAGCGCAGUGACCAGGACCAGCCCUACGCCGCCCCAGGAGCAGGAGCGGAGGAGCUCGACCACGCCCCCGUCGGGAGUCCUGCGCCCCGUCGGCUCGUCCUCCAGCCUUGUCCAGAACAACAACUCCAAGAAUGUGAUUGACAACGACAACAACGUCAAUAACAAUGGUUGGGCAGGCCACGCGCGGUCUACAUCAACGACCGUCAGUUUCACAGCAGAGGAACUGCGGGCGUUCAAGGCACGACGCGCCCACGCCCACACGCAGGAGGCUUCUGCUCACAGUUCCGACAACAAGGAGAACGCGCCUCGCCCGCUGCACCCAUCUCAGUCGUCGCCCUCGCUCUCCUCCUCGACGGCUCUGCGCUCUCUCGCCAGCGAGGGCUCCACCACCUCCCUGGCCAGCGGCGGCGCCGGCUCGUCCUUCACCUCGGGGCGCAGUGGCUCCCCAGCCUCGCCCGCGAAGCUCAGUCCAGCGCAUUCGUGGCGGACGUCGCUGGACUCCCUGCACCGCCCUCCCCUCUCGUCCCCCUCGCCCCCCGCCACUGCCACGGCCUCCAGCGACGCGGCCUCCAGCUCCCCGCGACCCAUAACCCGCGCCACCAGCCUCGCGGAUCCACUCAACAAGGAGGAGGCGGCAGCGGCAGCCAUGUCCGGAAGCGUGUCCCAGGAGGCGCUGCACCUUCCCUCGACCUCAAGCGUCAGCGAGUCAUUGAACCGCAUCGCCGCCAUAAGUGAUUCCCUUAGUCGAUCUACCAGUGUAACCGAGUCCUUGUGCCGCUCCACGAGCCUCACAGAGACGCCCACGUCCACGCACUCUCGCGCCAGCAGCGUCAGUGAGGUUCCCACGUACCUGUCUAGUCCUCCCGCCGCCCCCGCCAGCAGCACGCAAGCGGCCCCAUCCUCACCCACGUCCCCGGUGCCUCACGAUGGCCCCGUCACCGCCCACCCGGCCACCGUGACGGAGGAGCCCUCGCCCAGGCCCUUGCUCAGCACCCCCAAGGCGCCGUCCUCGCCCAAGUCUCCGCUCUCCACCAAGUCUCUCUCGUCCAAAUCCUCGCUCUCGCCCACGCCCUUGUCUCCCACAUCGCCUCUCUCUCCCACCUCCUCCAAAGCUCCCUCGUUCCCUUCCUCCUCAGCCUCCACAACGGCGUCUUCCACUUCUACCACCACCAUCCCCUCCUCCACAUCUACCACCACCGUCUCCUCCUCCACCACUUCCUCCACUGUCACGAACAGCACCCCCUCGUUCCCAGUGACGUCGCCCUCCAUGUCUCCUACGUCCUCGUCAGCAGACAAGUCCAACAUCGUGGUCUUGGGCUACGGGCGAACGCGGUACCAGGAAGAAAUCGACUGUGAUCAGCUGUCCAAGGACUACGCCCCUCACCUCCUCCUCGACACGAAGCUCCGGGCCUUGCUUGCACCUGGUCCAGAGCACAAGACUGCAGCAUACUACAUGCAGGGUGUGUUCACACUGGAGUUGAGGAAGGACCUUAUCAACAGCACCCACGCCCACCACCCGGACCUUAGCAGCCUCCACACGCCCAAGAAUAUGGCGCCCAACAACACACACAGCCACACCACCCCCGCCUCCCCGCCCGCAACUAACGGCGACGCCACAACCUGCCUAAACACAACGAGUGACAAAUCUCCACUGCCAGCUGACUCCGCCUACUUCACUACGUCAGAGAGCAAGGCCAAGCUCCUGACGCGGCUUCGGGGGAGCGGAAACAACCUCCAGGACACCAUCACGCCAGUCACCGAUCAUCAGCAACUCCUGAAGAGGAAGGAGGAGCUGGUGGCGAGCAUCGGCCGGAAGCUGGAGAUCCUGCGGGCCGAGCAAGAGGCCAUCAAGGAGGAGAUGCGCCUCAACCAGGAGCUGGGCGCCGAGGUCACGCAGGAGGUGGAGGCCCGGGCCAGCCUGGCCGAGGCGGAAAAGUACAAGCUCCACGUGGAGGAGAUCGACAAAAUUACUUCGCUCCUCCUGGGCCUCUCCGGCCGCCUGGCGCGCGCUGAGAAUGCCCUGCUGAUGCUCGUCAAGGAAGCUGACCCUGAGGAGAAGCGUAUUCUUGAGGGUAAGCGUGACAAGCUGCGCGACCAGCUGGAGGAGGCGAAGAGGCUCAAGGAAAACACAGACAGAAGAGCUAUACAGGUCGCAAAGGUGCUAAAUCAGUACUUGAGUGAGGACGAGUAUGCAGAUUACGACCACUUCAUCAAGAUGAAGGCCAAGCUCAUCAUGGACGCCAGGGAGAUCGACGACAAAAUCAAGCUCGGGGAGGAGCAACAGCAAGCCCUGUUGGAAACCAUGUGUUGCAAAAAUCCGUGAAGGUCUGGUGCUUCAUGUGGUGGAAGUGUUCCUGUGGUGUGAACUUCACUAAACUCUGCAGCUGUGAUCUGAAAUUCCAAACAUUAGUAGUCGCGUUGAUAGUGAGGAAUGCAUCACUGUCAGUGUCGAAACCGUGAACAGUUAUGGAAAAUACAUUUUGUUAGGAAUUUACAAGAGGCUGUAAAAAGAUUAUAUAUAUACAUAUAAAUAUAUAUAUAAAUAACCAGGAUAUAAGAUAGCAAGCUAACAAGAGACAGUAUUUGACAGCACAUGUUCUUCUGUUAAGAAGGUCGCUUCUGGACAAAUCACUUGUUGUUAGAGCUUGUCUUUCUCCUGCAUGUGCUUACUGUUGCCGAAGAUUUACAGUUUACAUAUGGACAUGUGUAAAUGCAAACCAUAUAGAAUGCAGUUUGAGUACCUUUGAGUUCUAUGUAUUAAUGUGAACAUGAGGAAUAGAUGUCCUGAAAUUAGCAUAUUACAUUGUUUCCUCGAUUUUUUCGGUAUACAGACAGGUGCUGUUUAAUGACAACGAGGAAUGAUUCUUUAUGCUGGCAUUUUCUGAACUGUGUCAUUGUUUAUGAUAUUGUGAUCUAUUUCCCAAUAUUUAUUUAUGUGCGAAAGUUUCAAGUGAUAAGUAUUGGAUAAAGCACAUAAACUGUACAUUGUAGCCAGAGUUUUAUUUGAGGAUACUAGUGCGAGCAGCAGCACUGUUAUUGCUGCAGAUGUAACUUAAACAUUUAGUGGGCACUUAUAUGAAGUCUGCAAGGAAUGGGCAUACAUACUAUGUAAUGUUAGGUUAUUUAAUAUCACAAUUUAUUGUCCUGAGGCUUUCUUUAGGUUUAUAUAUUGACAGUGCAAUGAAUGUCAUGGCAAUACCUACUCAAAUGCAUAUUUGAGUUUGUAGUAUACUUGUGUUGAUGAAUAAAAGCAAAACAAAACACGCCUCGCCUUUCAUCUUCACGAUUGAAGGUAGAGUUUGUGUCAUUGCAACAGAUAUCAAUCCCUGGACUGAGUGAGGAGCAAUAGAAACAACAACAAUGGAGAACGCCUCGUGCCAUUUGGAGGAAAAAAGAUCAUUCUUCUCUCUGACGUAUCAUACUUUAUCCAUAGGAUGAAUUCCCAUCUCGGGUCUCAGUUUGAACUUUGCUAUGUUAUGACUUUCUGUAAUCUCUUUUAUAUACAGUUGAUUAUCCUGUGAUGCUUGUCUGCUUGGUGUGUUUGGGUUAUUUUUCAGUUUUAUGAAUAAUUAUUAACAAAGAAGAGCUUCGCCCACGUGUACACAUGCAGCUGUGCUGAGCUCGUCUCUUGAUCCUGUCUGCAGUCCUGUCUAACAUUCUCUCGCUUCAACUACAUGAUAAGAAGCCAAAUGGUUUUGAAGGUUGGGCAGCACAACCCGUUAAGGAAUACUUCAUUAGUCCAUAGUCUUUUUUUAUGUUAACUUUCAGUGACAAAGUGCCCACACUGGCAGCUGGACAAUACUGAAGUAGCAGGCCCACUAAAUGAUGGAGUCUCGACGUGCAAGGAAGAUAUGACGUCUUCUUUGUAGGAGUUAUUAGUGCCACAUUGUAUAUAGUAGUUUGUUAAUGGAUGCCAAAAGACCGUCCUGUUCCUUGAUAUCUGUGUCUACUAACUUCGUCUAAAGAAUUUAUUGGUUUUAUACUUUAAGACUAGUUGCAAAGCGACAGUUGUGUUGUACAGUAGCGCUUGUUUAUAAGGUACGCCAAAUUCUAUGAUUCUUCUGCCUGGAAGAAAUAAAAUGAGAAUUAAG
This is a messenger RNA of Penaeus indicus, 11278 nucleotides long. RefSeq names its product serine-rich adhesin for platelets-like. Gene Ontology annotation, molecular function: actin filament binding. Gene Ontology annotation, cellular component: apical junction complex; cortical actin cytoskeleton; apical plasma membrane. Bases 706 to 9510 code for a protein of 2934 amino acids. The transcript has 14 exons. The record is from RefSeq and is a predicted model, not a curated record. Lineage: Eukaryota; Metazoa; Arthropoda; Malacostraca; Decapoda; Penaeidae. Gene Ontology annotation, biological process: cell morphogenesis; actin filament organization.